This is a messenger RNA of Cottoperca gobio, 2686 nucleotides long. RefSeq names its product cortexin-1-like. Bases 918 to 1286 code for a protein of 122 amino acids. NCBI's taxonomy places the organism in Eukaryota, Metazoa, Chordata, Actinopteri, Perciformes, Bovichtidae. The record is from RefSeq and is a predicted model, not a curated record. The transcript is spliced from 2 exons.
GAGAGAGAGAGAGAGAGAAGAGAGACAGAGAGAGACAGAGAGAGAGAGAGAGAGAGAGAGAGAGAGGAGCGCACCACAAAGUUUGAGGCUGCAGCUGUUCGGACACACAGGACACCUGAUCAGGUGGGGAGUAGAAAGAAUCUGAAACCAGGAUGUCAUGUCUGCUGAAGAGUCUGCAUUCAAUAGACUGAAGAUCAAAGUGGAUAAAAAGCCUCUUUUCUUUCUUGACUGACGACGUAACAGGACGUCUCAGAAGAGUCUUUUUUAUUCUUGUUUGAAAACCUUUCGACAGCUCUGACCCACUUAUCACUCCAAACAUCGCAUUUAGCAAAGGUGAUGCACUGUUUUAUAUUCAGGGCCACUGACCUCCUGGUCUAAUUAACAACACACACACACACACACACACACACACACACACACACACACACACACACACACACACACACACACACACACACACACACACACACAAUGUACGCAGACUCACUAUAAACAACAUUACAGUGUCACUCGAAUAAGAAAGCCAUCAAGCUUCAUUACACUGUUUAGUCACAAAAUGUGUGGCUCUAAAAGGUAGUCCACGUUAAUUAAAAAGUGUGUGUGUGUGUAUGUGUGCCACAUUGUCGGAGCAGAUGAGGGACAGGCCUCUCCUGAUCAUGUCACUUUGACUGACCUAGAUUUGUCCAAACAAUAAAAUUGGCAGCAGAGGAAGACGUGUGUGUGUGUGUGUGCAAGUGAUCAGAAAACACAUCUGAGAUAAAAACACUCGCUGACCUUGAGGAUUGCUCUGCAGUCUCCCUUCUUGUCCCUCUCGAACAAACUUCUUUGGCUCUUCACCCAACAAACAGUGAAUACAAUACAAAACUUGCAAGCAGAAUCAAACUUCCAGUGUCCAGUUUGACCUUGUUCCACACCUCAUGAACACCUUCCCUUCCUUCUCCAUAAAACCCACCAUCAAGUCAGUGUGUCAGCCCUGCCUACGGGCCCCGUGGAGGAUGAACGAUGUGCCCACACUUGACUACGAGUUGCUGCUGUCCCCGGCCAGCUCCUCCCUCCCCGGCAGCCCUGGCGGCGGCAGCAGCAGCCCCCCUCUGGCCUUGGUUGGCGUGGACAGUGAGCAGCGCACCGCCAUGGCCUUCGUAGGCCUCCUUAUGCUCUUCCUGGUCUUCCUGCUGGUCAGGUGCUUCAGGAUCCUGCUGGACCCCUACAGCCGCAUGCCUGCAUCAUCCUGGACUGACCACAAGGAGGGGAUGGAGAGGGGCCAGUUUGAUUACGCACUGGUGUAGGGUGACAGUCCCGAAUUACGAGCAGUCUGUCCAGUUUGUCCCUAAAAUUAGACUAAACAUGAGUUUUGAUAAGAUAUUGCAGAAUAAAACAUUAAAUGUCAGCUGCACACAGGCACAGUUAUAUACGUAGUGUUUAUAAAUGAUGCAAUUCCAGUUUCUUUUAGCCGUGUACACAUUGAUAAACAACUACGCAUGGCUAUGACGUUGUUGAAUUAAAACAUUUAUGGUUGGAAAUUAAAAACAUGGUGCCCCGGGACCUGGUGAACAUCCAGCCAAAAAGCAAAAAUGGAGCUACCAGGAGGAGUGGGGAGGGAAGUACCUGCCUUAUGAGAUCCAAAGCAUUUGCAAAGUCUGCAGGAAAGAAUACAAUUUACUACUGUUCGUUGACACUGAAUGUAAUGUAAAGGAGGCCACGCCCAACUGUCCCGAACGCUUCUCUGGUCACCCUACUGCAGGACGUUACGUAAGCAGAACACGUUGAACAACAUGCACACAGAUCACUGGAAGCCCUCUGAGCUAAACACCCAGAUGUUGGACCUUGAAGGACAGAAAUAAUGAGCUGCACAGCUGCCUUAACCUGAACCUACUGUACCCGUCAACAUGCUACACCUUAGGGCUAGGUUUUCCAAAGCUCAGACCUUGCCAGUAUUAAAACAUGUUUUUGGGAGAUCACCUUCACUCACGACAUAGUUUAUAACCGCAAAGCUACAUUUUUAACGAUAACUCUCAACACAAGCAGAACUUAAAGGGGACAUAUGAUGCAGUGUUUGUGCACAGACAUGUGGGUCUCUGGAGUGAGGGUUAGGGUUAGUGUCUCCCCUUCCUGUGUCACAUGCAGGAUUAUUAGAAUAUAUCUGAGGAUCUCCACCCACGUGUGAGAACUACUUUUGCAGUUUUUCUCGCAAGCCAAUCAGAGCAGACUGGGCUUUUUUGGGAGGGGGAGGCUUAAAGAGACAGGCGCUAAAACUGUGUUUCAGACAGACGAUGAAUACAGGUAUAUUCAGACUGUAUAAAGUGUUUUUUAACAUUAAAGUAUGUUCUAGUAGAAACCCCAAAUACAAGUACGAACCUUAAAAAAAAAAAAAAAAGGGCAUGAUAUGUCCCCUUUAAAUGAAGGAGUUUACACAUAAGCAGAUGCCCCUUUAAUGAACUAAUGUUUAUUCUGCUGAUCAAGGAGUGCUCACUUUUCUUAUGUGGACAAUGAUCCUGGAGCAGCGCUGCAGUUUCAGACGCUUUUUAAGCAGGUAGUUUGUGUCUCCAUGAAUAAUGUUUUGUGUUUAACUGUGUCUGUAACUGAGAAGCCAUAUUGAAACUAUAAUAUAUUAUUACAGCGAGUAGAGUUUAUGUUGUGUCCUGCAGCAACCUUUAGGCAAAAUAAAGCUUUAUUUUUCUAUUCUUGA